Molecule: messenger RNA, 1527 nt
Organism: Aspergillus costaricaensis CBS 115574
Lineage: Eukaryota; Fungi; Ascomycota; Eurotiomycetes; Eurotiales; Aspergillaceae
Product: major facilitator superfamily transporter
Exons: 3
Coding region: 1-1527 (508 amino acids)
Biological process (GO): transmembrane transport; carboxylic acid transport
Cellular component (GO): plasma membrane
Molecular function (GO): carboxylic acid transmembrane transporter activity
Source: RefSeq, a predicted model, not a curated record
AUGGCUCGCAAAGAGGAUCAAGACUCGGUACAGACGACGGAAGCAGCUCAGCCUGCCAAACAGACACAGGUGCAGAUAUCACCGGACGCCGCCGAAGAUGUCGCUCCAGAUCAAGGCCGUCCAAAGACCUCCAAGCUCUCGGUCUUACUGAUGAUUGUGUUCUCCGGUCUGGCCAUUGGCUCUGACGGUUUCAACGCAUCCAUCAUCGGCAACCUCGAAUUGGUCAUGGAGGUUAUCUAUCCAAAAGCUCUCACCACGGCUGUCGCAUCUCGUUUGUCCAACGCCUUUAUGGUAGGUAUGAUCAUUGGCAUGUUGUCCUUCGGAUACUUGUCCGAUAAAUUGGGCCGCAAGACCGGCGCGGUCUUGACCACCGUCAUCCUCGUCCUAGGGAUCGCUUUGAGCGCUGGUGCUAGCGGAACUGACCGAGAUGGAAUGUUUUGGAUGCUGAUAAUUACAAGAGGAAUCGCUGGUGUGGGCGCGGGUGGGGAGUAUCCGGUUGCCGGGGCGGGUGCUGCAGAAGCCACCGAUGAAGAUCUGGGUGUCCGAAACAAACGAGGCUUCAUCUUUGCUAUGAUUGCUGACCUGUCGGCUUCCCUUGGGUUCGCCUUUGGUGCCCUAGUCCCUCUGCUGUUGCUUCUGUGCUUUCACCAGGAGGUCCGUCAUUAUGAAGCUGUCUGGCGGAUUUCACUCGCGCUGGGGGUAAUUCCUCCGCUCUCCAUCUUUUGGUUUCGAUACCGAAUGGCUGUCAGCUCGGCUUAUCGCAAGAGCGCGAUGCAGAAGCAAACAGUGCCCUACUGGCUGGCACUAAAGCGUUAUUGGCGUCCGUUGUUAGGCACGUGCGGCUCUUGGUUCAUUUAUAACUACAUCUCGUACCCGUUUGGGCUAUUUUCAUCAACAAUUGUCGGUCGCGUGAACCCGACCUCCUCUCUCGCACUGACAAUGGCCUGGGGCACGCUCAUCAACUGUUUUUACAUCCCCGGGGCAUUCAUCGGGGGCUUUCUGUCCGACCGGAUUGGGCGGCGGCGGACCAUGGCGCUCGGGUACUUUCUCCAGGCUGCCCUGGGCUUUAUCCUAGGUGGCGCGCUGGGACCCAUCGAAAAGUCGCUGCCACUCUUUAUUGUGCUCUAUGGCGUUUUCCUCACGCUCGGAGAGGUGGGUCCCGGAUCGACGAUUGUUGUGACAGCCAGUGAAAGUUUCCCGACCGCGAUACGCGGGCAUGCCGUGGGAUUUGCAGCGGCAUGGAGCAAGGCGGGGGCGGCCAUUGGGACGGCGGUUUUCAAGCCUAUCCUGGCUAGCUGGGGAGACGAUGAGUUUCGCGGCACGCAGGCCGUGUUUCUCAUUGGCUCCGGGUUCGCCGUCCUUGGGGGGCUCUUGGCCUGGUUUGUUUUCCAGGAUGUGGAUCACGCACUGGACAAUGAGGACCAGGCUUGGAAGGACUAUCUCGCUGCUAAUGGCUAUGGGGAUGUGCAGUGGGGCAUUGCAAGUAACUCAGCGCAUGAGCCAGAACCGAAGGCAGUGCAGACGUAG